Messenger RNA from Monomorium pharaonis (pharaoh ant), 1712 nucleotides. Its product is annotated as putative glycerol kinase 5. Gene Ontology annotation, cellular component: mitochondrion. Bases 1 to 1527 code for a protein of 508 amino acids. Gene Ontology annotation, biological process: triglyceride metabolic process; glycerol metabolic process; glycerol-3-phosphate biosynthetic process. Lineage: Eukaryota; Metazoa; Arthropoda; Insecta; Hymenoptera; Formicidae. The record is from RefSeq and is a predicted model, not a curated record. Gene Ontology annotation, molecular function: glycerol kinase activity. The transcript has 12 exons.
AUGAAAUAUGUUGCUGCACUCGAUGUUGGUACUACUACGGUGCGUUUUCAUAUCCUGAAUGAAAAGGCGGUCACAGUAGCUUCUUCAAUUGAGAAGGUAAAUCUUAUUUAUCCAGAGCCUGGCUUUGUAGAGAUAGAUCCCGAUCAUCUAUGGCAGAUUAUAGUAAAAGUAAUCAAGGAUACAUUGAAUCAUAGCGGAAUCGAUCCGAAAAAUAUUGCUUGCAUUGGAAUUUCAUCGCAACGUGCUAGUUUUAUUACUUGGAACUUAAAAACUGGAAAAUAUUAUCACAGGUUUAUAACAUGGAAGGAUCAACGAGCGGCCGCCUUAGUCGACGAAUGGAAUCGAUCAUUAACAAUGAAAGGUUUAAGAAUAGGCGCAAGUUUCUUGUACACAAUUACAAGGAAAAAACGAUUUCUAGCUGGCAGCGUGCUGAAAUUUAUGAAUAUGCAGGUUACUUUAAAAUUAGUAUGGGUUCUCGAGAAUAUACCAGGUCUCCGAGAAGCUGCGCAAGCUGAUGAGGUGGCAUAUGGAGGUGUAGAUUGUUGGUUGUUAUAUAAAUUGACAGGAAAUCAUAUAAUGGAUGUUUCAAGUGCCUCAGCUACUGGUAUUUUCGAUCCAUUUAUGAUGGAAUGGGCAGACUGGGCGUUAAAUAUUUUAAAACUACCACGAAAUAUUUUUCCGAAGGUGACUGAUACAGCAGGCAAUUUCGGAGUUAUGCCCGAAAACAUAUUCGGAGCUGAAAUUCCCAUUUGUUGCUUAAUGGCCGACCAAGCAGCAUCUUUAUUUGGUUCAGGAUGCUUUAAGCCUGGCGAUCUCAAGGUUACUAUGGGGACAGGCACUUUUGUAAAUGUUAAUACAGGACAAGAACCACACGCAUCUGUCGCUGGACUUUAUCCAGUUGUCGGGUGGAAAAUCGGAAAAGAAUUAAUAUAUAUUGCAGAAGGAUCUUCAAGUGACACCGGUAUACUAAUUGAAUGGGCUAAAUCAAUAGGAAUUAUAGAUAAUAUUUCGGAAACAUCUAAUGCAGCAAAUUCGGUUAAUAAUACUGAUGGAGUUUAUUUCGUUCCAGCAUUCAGUGGAUUGCAAGCGCCUAUAAAUGAUUAUACAGCUGCAACUGGUUUCUUUGGAUUGAAGCCAACCACAAAGAAAGAGCAUAUUAUUCGAUCUUUAUUAGAAAGUCUCGUUUUCAGAAUACAGCUACUUUACGAAUGCUUAUGCAAGGAAACUUCUUUCACGUUUCGAAGAAUAAAAGUUGACGGUGGAGUUUCCCAGAAUGAUUUUGUUAUGCAAUCGUUGGCUGAUUCGACGGGGUUGGAAGUCGAACGCCCAAUAUCUGUCGAGAUGGCCAUUUUAGGGGUAGCUUUCUUGGCUGGUUUACAACGUGGAGUAUGGAAAAACAGAGAAGAACUGUUAGAACUUCGUCAAACAGACAAGAUAUUCAAACCAAAUAAAGAAUCGCAAAAAUCUUAUCAACAUGAGUUAAGACAAUGGAAACGUGCAGUAGAGCGCUUUAAAAAUUGGUACUGACGACAAUGUUCAGUUAACAAUUUUUUAACAAUUAUAUAUAUGUAAAAAAUUACUAAUUGAUAUGUAUGCAAAAAAUAUAUUUUUGAUAUUAUAUGAAUAAAUAUAAGGAAACAUGGGGCAAGACGAAGUACAACUUUUAUUUUUGUCACGAAAUAAUAAAAUAUACAGAAAUUUCUUUUAAUUAA